UCACUUGUUGACAUACCUAAUGUGUCACUUCCAGUAACUCUUUCCAUCUGCUAAACUGACUGGCAUUAAGAAGGGUGUGAUCUGUUUCCACAAUGGUUAGGCCGCAGAUAGUGGCACCUUUCAGUUCAAGUAACUCUUAUGACCUUGGUGGUUCAGGUCUGUUUGCCCAUCCAUGCGAAGGCCCCCCUUCAUAUCAUGGCUAUGGACUUCUUGACACUGGGCCGACCACGAGAUCGCUACCAGAACAUCUUGGUAAUAACGGAUUUGUUCACAAAGUACGCUUGGGCUAUCCCCACCCUCGACCAGACUGCAACCACCACCGCUACAGUUUUAUGGCGGGCCGUCUUCCAGACGUUCGGAUGCCCGGAGUUUCUGCACUCCGAUCAAGGAGCCAACUUUGAGUCCAGGGUAAUUAGAGAACUAUGCCAGUUGUACGGUUGCACGAAAACUCACACCACUUCGUAUCAUCCUCAGGGGAACGGCGGCUGCGAGAGAUUCAAUCAGACCCUAUUGGGGCUGCUGGGGACCUUGGACCAACAACGGCAGGACGAUUGGGUGAGUGCAUUGCCAAACCUCCUACAGGCCUAUAACAACAGUAUACAUAGUACUACGGGUUACGCCCCCACGUACCUGAUGUUUGGCAGACACAUACGAAUGCCUACUGACCUGGUCCUAGGAGUGACAGCCGACCAAGAGGAAGCAAGUGUAACGGAGUGGGUGGGGCAGGAGAGAAAAGUAAGCGGUUGUAUGAUCGGACUGCUAGAGAAGCCCCUCUACUGCCAGGAGAGAGGGUGUUGGUGAGAGAUAAUCGGCGGCAGGGGAAGGGGAAACUGACGGUAGCGCCGUAAGA
Molecule: messenger RNA, 850 nt
Organism: Carassius auratus (goldfish)
Lineage: Eukaryota; Metazoa; Chordata; Actinopteri; Cypriniformes; Cyprinidae
Exons: 2
Coding region: 139-801 (220 amino acids)
Biological process (GO): DNA integration
Molecular function (GO): nucleic acid binding
Source: RefSeq, a predicted model, not a curated record